AUGCCUCACCGUAGGAUGCUCAUCCAGGUGUUGUCGACCGAGCGGUUGCAUGACGAGAACGUCCCAGCUCGGGCUCUCGUACUGCAUGCUUUGCAGCAGCUCAAGGUGUCCAGCGAUCGAGAGAACAUCGAGAUAGCGGUCAGGAAUAUCAUAUGCGGCACGCAUGGCCGAGACUUGACGGAACUGAAGGCUCUGAUAGACUCCAAGGGUAGCUACCAGUCCCUGCACAAGCUAGUGUACCAUGAUCUCAAGACACGAUCGAUAAGACAUGAAAUUUCGCGGCAUAUGAUUACAGAAGCCCACCUGUUGCGGAAUUCUAACCGACCGUUCAAGUUCGGACGAGAACGACGUUCAUCAUCAGGAGUGGAUGGAGGCUUGACUGGAUUACGACGAAACUAUUCAAUGCCUAGUUUCCAGAAAGAACAGUAUGAUAGAAUGGCAGAUGCUAAUAAUAUCAACUAUGGUGACGACUACCUCGUGGAUCAAAUGAAUAUACGAGGGACGACAGAUGAAUAUGAGAUACUCGCUGGAUCCGCUCAAGCUAUGUCGGCGAAUCUCGACACGAGUGGUCCGUAUGAGUUCUCAGUGAACAGGCGUAUAUUUGAGAAUUGCCAUACGAAGGUGUUAUCGGAUGUUGAUGAUACUCUAGUGUGCUCUGGUGGGAUGCAUCCAGCUGGUUGUGAUACGAGGGCACAUCCCGAGCCAUGGCCCGCAAGUCCGAAUGAUAGCUACAACAUCCUUGGCAAUUUGGUGUUCCUCUCGGCCCGACCUCAUGUGUACAAGGAUCUCACUGAAAAUAAGAGUUAUGAAAAGUUCAUAAAAUAUUAUCAGGAUGGUGUCUUGCACUGUGUGCCGACUCUUUUGCCGGGCUCGAUGACGAAGGGCGCGGAUUUCCUUCUGCGGGAGAGGCUGGAGCCUCUGGCUGAGAAUAAGUACACGAAUUUCAAGGAGUAUGCCUCUUUGUAUCCAGAGUACGACUUUGUUUUUAUCGGUGAUAAUGGACAAGCGGAUGUGCGAGCGGCUGCCAAGAUGAUGGAGGUUCCUUUCGCCAAUCUUAAGAUGGCAUAUAUUCAUAAGGUCCAGGAUGGCGAGACUUAUGGUUUACCUUCUAAGGGUGACAAGAGGCUCGAAAAGUUUUACCUCUUCACCAACUACGUUCAAGCCGGCACUCAUGCAUAUGAGCAUCGACUGAUAUCCUUGGGUGGCCUUAAGCGACUGGUGCAGCAGGCCAAUGAUGAGUUCGAUGCGAUAGAGCCCUCUCUUCCCAAAGAGCAUCGACAAGCACUGCGUGACGACAUACAAAAGUCGACUGAAGAGUGCCUCCGAGAUAUACACGAGCAGGAUCCGCUGUUCCGGUUGGAAAGGCAUCAUCAUGCAGAGCCCAAGGAGGGGAAGGCCAAGGAGGAGAAGGGCCCUGCAACGGGAGAACCGUUUCGCGCUGGAUGUUUAUUGGCAGCUUUGAGAUCGUUUACUCCGCUCGAGCUGGACUGGGAUUAG
Messenger RNA from Perkinsus marinus ATCC 50983, 1497 nucleotides. RefSeq lists its product as hypothetical. Lineage: Eukaryota; Perkinsozoa; Perkinsida; Perkinsidae. Bases 1 to 1497 code for a protein of 498 amino acids. The transcript has 14 exons. Gene Ontology annotation, molecular function: phosphatidate phosphatase activity. The record is from RefSeq and is a predicted model, not a curated record.